UUUUGCUCCUAUCGUGUGUCUGCUUAGCUGUUCAGACAGAGCAGCUACGCUCCACUUCAGUCCUUGUACAGAUUCUACAAACAGAUCGAGAAGUAUGGCGGUGAGAACUCGUUUGACAUGGAUGCAAGAAAAGAAUCUGCAAACUUAUUUUGGAGGAAAACAGUUUACCCUUCUCUAUAAAGCUAGUGUUCAUGAAUUCUCUGCAUAUGAUUUGUUUAAGAGAUGCUGUGAUCAAGGGCCGAUUGUGGUGGUGAUUUAUAAGGACCACUAUGUUGUUGGGGCAUAUAUGAAAACAAGUUGCAAGAAAGAGGAGAAAAUUCCCAUCGUCCUUUUUGCUCUUGAAGAGAAUACAAUUUCAGAAUGCAAAAUAAGCUCAUAUGUACCAACUGAAUUGUUUUAUGAUGGUAGUGGAAGAAGGAAUGACUUAGAAUUCCACAUAAAUAUGAGGAAACAAGUGAUGACUCUGAACUUAGAUACAAGUGAAAAACUUCGAUUACCUCAUAUGCAAGCUUCUCCCUUUCAGGAAUGUGAAGUUUUCCGAUGUGAAGAUUUGUUGGACAGAAGGACUCUGGAAGGAAUUAAUGAGCUCCACGAGAGCUUAUUGUCAGCCGUGAACACUUACAAACCACAUAAAAACCUCGUUCCCCAAGUGCGAAUUCUGCUGCUGGGUCCGACUAGAGCUGGGAAGUCUAGCUUUUUCAACUCAGUGAAGUCUGUUUUCCGAGGCCAUGUCACACACCAGGCUCUGGUGGGCUCUGAACCAACUGGGGUUUCUGACACGUACAGGACAUAUUCCAUUAAGGAUACGGUGGAUGGCAACUUCCUGCCUUUUAUUCUGUGUGACACAAUGGGCCUGCAUGAGAGAGGAAAAGGGCUGUGUGUGGAUGACAUAGCUUACAUCUUGAAAGGCCACAUUUCUGACAGAUACCAGUUUAACUCCAUGAAACCAAUCACACCAAGUCAUUGUAACUAUAUUCACUACCCGUUGCUGAAGGACAGAAUUCAUUGUGCGGCAUUUGUGCUUGAUAUCAACUCUGUUAAAUACAUCUCUCAUGAGAUGAUAGCAAAGAUCAAAGAAAUUCGAAGGCAAUUGAUAAAGUGUGGUAUGCCACAUGUGGUUUUGCUCACUCAUGUGGAUAGCAUGCAGCUGAUUACAAAAGGUGACCUUACAGACAUAUAUAGAUGUAUUCCUGUGAAGCACAAGUUAGAGGCAGUCCACAAAAAACUUGGAUUUGCUCUUUCUGAUAUGUUGGUGGUUAGUAAUUAUACCUCAGAGUGGGAGUUGGACCCUGUAAAAGAUGUUUUGAUCCUCUCUGCGCUAAGACAUAUGCUGUGGAUUUCAGAUGACUUCUUAGAAGAUUUGACCGCUCAAGGAAACAAGAAUUUAGUGGUGUAAACACUUGAAGAGAUUGGAGAAAAGGAAUUAUCAAGUAUGUAAAAGGAGGAAACAAAUACGUGAACCCUUCACAUACUAGUAAUUUUUAUCUCAUCAUUGAAGAGUGAAAAUUGAGAAAUUAGAAAAUACAGGAAAAAGAGAAAUAGAUGAAACAGAAGGGGCAUGUUUUAUUUAUGUCUGGGAUGAAGAUGCCCUACAAAAUCGUAAUACCUGCCAAUAACUAGGAGCAGCAAGAUUUAAAGCCAUUAAUUGUAAAAAAAAAAAAAGAUUGUGAUUUCUUUUGGAUUUAUUUUCUGUAUCUGUGGAAAAUGGAAGUUUCUUCUUGUAAAACUUGAGUUUAACUUCA
Molecule: messenger RNA, 1742 nt
Organism: Lynx canadensis (Canada lynx)
Lineage: Eukaryota; Metazoa; Chordata; Mammalia; Carnivora; Felidae
Gene: IFI44
Product: interferon induced protein 44
Exons: 9
Coding region: 95-1396 (433 amino acids)
Source: RefSeq, a predicted model, not a curated record